This is a messenger RNA of Pygocentrus nattereri (red-bellied piranha), 2141 nucleotides long. RefSeq names its product fibrous sheath CABYR-binding protein. Bases 51 to 1532 code for a protein of 493 amino acids. The transcript is spliced from 6 exons. The record is from RefSeq and is a predicted model, not a curated record. NCBI's taxonomy places the organism in Eukaryota, Metazoa, Chordata, Actinopteri, Characiformes, Serrasalmidae.
CACCGUGUUCGCUCAGCUGGACGUUUCGGAGUUUCACCGCAGACGGAAACAUGCCGAGCAAGAGGAAGAAGAACAAGCGGAGGAUGAGGAGAUCGCAAGCCCAGCGGAGGGCGCUAGAGGAGCAGCAUGCCACCGCUGGGAAAGGAACUGUUGGGCUGAGAGUUUAUAAAGGCUCUAAGGGCCCAAAAGCAACUUCAUCCGAAACUCCAGUGGUGAAGCCCCUGACAGAUCCAGUUAAAGCUCUGGAUGAAGUCCCUGACUCAGUCGAGCAGGCAGAGCAUCAUCAGAUGGAAACAUCAGGAGAUGCUUCAGCCCCAACACAAGCAGCUGUAGUAGCUCCAGAACAAACAGCCACAAGGGCUCCAACAGAAAAAGCUGUAGAGGCUCCAGCAGAAGCAGCUAUAGAAGUUUCAGCAGAAGAAGCUGUAGAGCUUUCAGUACAGAAAAGUGUUGAUCUUUCAGCAGAAGAAUCUGAAGAGGCUCCAACAGAAAUAACUGCAAAGGCUCCAGAAAAAGCAGUGGUAGAGGUACUAGCAGAAGCAACUAUAGAGGUUCCAGCAGAGGAAUCUGUAAAGGUUCUAGAUGCCCCAGCAGAAGAAUCUGAAGAUUCUCCAACAGAAAUUACUGCAAAGGCUCCAGGAAAAGCAGUGGUAGAGGUACUGGCAGAAGCAACUGUAGAGGUUCUGGCAGAGGAAUCUGUAAAGGUUCUAGAUGCCCCAGCAGAAGAAUCUGAAGAUUCUCCAACAGAAAUUACUGCAAAGGCUCCAGAAAAAGCAGUGGUAGAGGUACUAGCAGAAGCAACUGUAGAGGUUCCAGCAGAAGAAUCUGUAAAGGUUCUAGAUGCCCCAGCAAAAGAAUCUGAAGAUUCUCCAACAGAAAUUACUGCAAAGGCUCCAGAAAAAGCAGUGGUAGAGGUACUAGCAGAAGCAACUGUAGAGGUUCCAGCAGAGGAAUCUGCAAAGGUUCUAGCACAGGAAUAUGUAGAUGCCCCAGCAGAAGAAUCUGUAGAGGCUCUAGCAGAAACCGCUGCAGAGGCGUCAGCACAAGCAGUUGUAGAGGCUCCCGCAGAAGAAACUGCAGUGGAAGAGGAAAAUAUCUCCCCUCAAGACUCUGCGAUGGUAAACAUUGAGGCUGAGGAACAUGCUGUUGCUCUGGUGGUCAGAGAGGACAGUGCUGGACCAGCUGAGCAGGAGCCAGAACCCGAAACCGAAACAGAGUCCAAAUUGAAAUCAGACGAUUGUGCAGCUGAAGCUGAUCCUGAAUCUGCUUCAGAAAUGGCCACACAAUCUAUUCCUCAAACAGACGAACACACGGAAACUUCUGAGUUUGAGGAUCUCGGAUCCAGAGAAGACUUCACAGUGGAGACUAGCACUGCAGAACCACUGCUGUGUUCUUGUCCUGAUCCGGUUCCUGAACCUGAACUUCUGUCUAAACACAUCACUCCUACCGUUCCAUCACCCACACAGAGUGAGGACGGUGUGGAGGCUAUCGGUGGACUCCUGACUGCUGCUAAGGCUUCCAUUGAUGGUUAAGGCACGAGCGGUCAGUGUGAACUUGGUCAUCACACAGUGUUGAUGGUAAACUCAUUGAUCAGUCUAACAUCAUCUGUGUCUUUGUACAGUUUAACCCCAAAGACCUGUUCUCAGACACACGCUAACAAAAAGGAAGUGAAUCUAAAAGUGGCUUCCUGACUUUCCCGCGAGAGCACUGCUUCAUUGUUAUAAAUGUGGAUUGUAAAUGAUGUGUUUUGCAUCCUCUAAUGAUCUAGAAUCGUUUUGAAACUACUGAAAACUGCUUUCUAACUGGAUGAAUGUUUGUAUGUUUUUUACUGGAGAUUUGAUGUUUCUGGACUGGACCAAAUCUCCUCCAGCUACAAGUAAGAUCCAGUAUGAUGACUCAUUCUCAGAAUGAUCAAUAAUUAAUCCGAUUUUCUCACAAACGCUCCCUGUGAAUAAUCCUGAAAGUAUUUUUACAGCAGAAAUGUUUGUACUUGUCUUCAGCUUUUUAAAAGUGAACUGUUUAUGAUUUGGUCUGGGAAUCUGUUCAGUGUCCUUCUUUUAAGAUUACCUUUCUUUCUGUAUUUUGUAGACUAGAUGGAUUAAUAUAAAGCAUGAGUAAAAUAUAUAAAAUGUGAGUUUGAC